CGAUGCCUUGCGUGUUCCACCCUCAAUCCCUAUGAAUUGAAACUCCCUCUCUGCUCUUCUCUCUCAGCACUUGUUUCUCCAAUUCCAUGGAGUUUGAUCUCGAAAACCCAUUAACCCAUCUCCAAGAUCUUCACUCCUCCGACGCUUCUUCUCUCUUCCUCAUCGAAUCCGAUCACAUGCUCUCUCAAUCUUACCUUCACUCUCUUCAAGCUUCUCCGUCUGAUUUCGCCGUCCGGCGAGACACCAUUUCUUUAAUCUCACACUGCUCCUCCAACUCCAAAAUUGGCCCUCACUUCUCUUACCUCGCCGUCAACUAUCUCGACCGCUUCUUCUCCAUUCAGGGAGUUCCGCAACCGAAACCAUGGGUCUUGAGGCUUCUCGCCGUUUCUUGUGUUUCUCUGGCUGCGAAAAUGAAGCAAACAGACCACAAUCUCUUCGAUUUUAUGGAACAGAGCAAUGAGGGAUUCAUAUUUGAUCCUCAAACACUUCACAGAAUGGAAGUUCUCGUCUUGGGUGCUCUUAAAUGGCGAAUGCGCUCAAUCACUCCCUUCUCUUUCAUCCCUUUCUUCAUUUCCCUCUUCAAACUCAGAGACCCACCAUUCUUGCAAGCUCUCAAAGCCAGAGCUACAGAGAUCAUCUUCAUAGCUCAAAAUGGGAUUGAGGUUUUGGAGUUCAAGCCAUCAGUGAUUGCAGCAGCAGCUCUGCUCUCAGCCUCGCAUGAGCUCUUCCCAAUUCAAUAUACUUGCUUUAAAAAAGCAAUCCUUGAGUGUUCAUAUGAAAAUACAGAGGAAAUGUUGGUGAAAUGCUUCAAGAGAGUGCAGGCGAUAGUGAUAAAUGGGUACGAAAGGGGAUUGGAAAUGGAAGAGAGGUCAGACACGGCGGCCAAUGUGCUCGACCACCAUUUUUCGAGCUCUGAAAUUGAAAAUACGUUCAUGCCGAGCAGAGUCUCCUCCAGCCUGAUGAACAGAGCAGAUAAGGGUGGAAAGAAGAGAAAAGUAAUGGUUGGGUACUGCAAGAAUCAGACGGUGCGGAUGUCUCAGAUCCAGCAAUGUUGAUGAGAUGUGGAAGACUGAAAGUGACAGUUGAGUGGCCUGACUCGUCAGAGGGGCGAGGAGAAAGAAGAGGGGAUUUGUAUGUAUGUAGCAAUGGAGGGAUUCUGGUAAGGGAAAAAAACAGGGGAAGGGGAAAAGAGGGAAUUUUUGUUCCUUUUUGCUGGGAUUUUGGGACCAAAACAAAGACAAAACAGAGCUUUGAAGUUAGAAGUGGAGCUGCGGUGUUUGGAUUUGGAUUUUGUGUGUUUUUUUUUUCUUCUCGAGCUCCGGUAGUAUAUAUUAAUCCAAAAUAAAGAACUUUGAACCGUUUUUUAUUUUGAAAUUUGACUAAGAAUUUGAAUGUGCUUUUUAAAGAACGACGUCCACAAAACAAAGAGAUUGAUAAUGAGGAGCUAAGUCCAAUUUUUUUAAAAACUAAAUCGUUAUUAAACGUGUUUAUAAUUGUUCAAGUUUUAAAUUGAACUCUUACCCAUUGAAAUGAAGAUGAAACUACUAGUAGUCCCACAUU
Molecule: messenger RNA, 1560 nt
Organism: Cucurbita maxima (winter squash)
Lineage: Eukaryota; Viridiplantae; Streptophyta; Magnoliopsida; Cucurbitales; Cucurbitaceae
Product: putative cyclin-D6-1
Exons: 4
Coding region: 87-1055 (322 amino acids)
Biological process (GO): mitotic cell cycle phase transition; regulation of cyclin-dependent protein serine/threonine kinase activity
Cellular component (GO): cyclin-dependent protein kinase holoenzyme complex; nucleus; cytoplasm
Molecular function (GO): cyclin-dependent protein serine/threonine kinase regulator activity
Source: RefSeq, a predicted model, not a curated record